CACCGCCCUUGAGGUGCAUCCAUCCAUCCCGAUACAAACUGUCGGUAUUCCUCCACCACAUCUCUCCUUCCUUCACUUCCCAUCGUCUUCUGUUCUGUCUUCUUCACAGGGCACUCAACUUCCCUUCCGGAACGACCAACACCGGAACGAAACCACCAAAUCCAAACCCUGGCCCGCUGACGCUUUGACGGCUAGGACCAAACGUGAGCAACGCCAUCAGGUUAGCAGACUGUACCUUGUUCCUUAUCUUUGUCGCAACUUCUCGAUAGCGGCAGCCGCGUGACAUCCCCAAGUCAUACCUAAGGUAAGGUAGUCACCUCCGAUAAACCGACCGCCUUCUCGUCCCAUCUCAUCCUAUCCCUUCCAGUCCCUUGCCAUUUCCCCACCCCGCGUUGGCCAUUUGGUUCCGCAAGGCAAUACCAGCUGGCAAGCACGCAGCAGCGAGCACCUUCUCGGUAAGCUGGGCAAGGCAGGCCAGGCAGACAGGCAGGUACACCGUACAGGCAACACCUGCCGCCGACCGACCUUGACGACGCACCCUACCUACCUUUACCUGAGUACCCCCAUCUACCUUAGGUUGCUUCACCUCCCGUCACAAUCCUCCUACACAUCCAAAAGGCCCGUCCAGAGUUAGUUGAAUCUCUUUUUCUCUCUCUACAUCCCCGAAUCGCCUUUGCUACCUAGAUGUUCAAUUUCUUGGAUCAGGUCGUUUGUCCCGAAGAAAAAGCAACCCCUCUACGCCCCUCAACCGUCGUCCGUUGUGUCAGCUCACGAGCGUGACCUGCUUCAUAUCCCGCUUUACCCCUCCAUCCUCCCACCACCGCCACAACCAUCACACAACCACUCCGUUCAUUCCUUUCACCACAUACAGCCGCCGACUGUCGAGCAUAUCCCAUUCCUUCCAGCUUCCAGACUUCCCGAGGCAUGACGGGAUAACACAAAAGGCUAACCCUUGUUAUCUCGGUAUGGAAGAGCAGCACAGCGCCGAUUCUACCACGGACGUCGACACAUCUACCCACAGCCCGGCAGCAUCGACAACCCUGUCAUCUUCUGAGCUGACUUUGAGGUUCCCCCGACCACAAGGAAACCGACAACUGGCUAGCUGGAUUUCCUCCAGCGAACCCGACAUCAUGACUCCCUCAGAAGCACCCGAAGAUGUCGCUGCACUGUCCGAGAGCACAUACGAAUUUAUCAACACUGACGACGAGAGCCAGGAUGGCCGUGGCACCGAAGCUGAGUCGUUGAGCUCUUUUGAUUAUGCCCGCCCCGACGACGUCCACAGCCUCGCUGGCACUGAACAUACAGAGGACAUGACCAACCAGUCCGAUACGGACUCGCAAGACUCAGAGGACGCCGCGCAAGACAGGUCUCGAGCCUCAUCUAUUCAAUACGCUGAGCAGAGCCUCCUCAAUCCGUCCUCCCGCGUCCCGACGCCGCCCUUGGGCGUCGACAGCUCCAUGGACAUCAGCCAGCAAACCCCGCUGGUCCAGUCCAUCGAGUUUGACGAGACGCAAGACCCAGUCUACUUCAAGCAGGUGUCAGUCAAACAUACAAUUCACACCUUUGCCGAGGAGCAGUCGACCUCCAUCGCCAAGACACUUCACUUCCCAGACCAGAACAAGCGUCUCAUCGCAGCAGUCCGUCAAACAAUGGCGCCACACUGUCUAGCGACAAAGGAGCCUCUUCGGAUCAUGUACACGGGCAGCCAUGCAGCUAGGCAUGAUAUCAUAUACAAAAUUUCCUCGGCCUUCACAGCAUCUGCAUCCGCGGAUGGAUGCGGCAUCAGCGAAGAUGCUGGCAUUUACAACGUUGUGCCUAUAUCAUCUCUUGGAUCUCCCAAGGUCCCCGAAGUUGAGUUGAUGAAGACUUCACAAUACCAAAUCAAGGUCGAAAAUUGCACGGCAGCGAAGGAGGUUGUCUACCAAGGCGAACGUUUCCUGGGUGAGACUGUCUAUCACAUCACUGUGGACGGUGAUCGGAAUUUCCAGUCUGCUUUUGCGCCCAGUGGAUCUAUCAUUGAGCCUUCAUGGACGCUACCCCAUGUCGCCAUCUUCUACAUUACGGAGAAUGACGAUGAGGCUGCUAGAAGCACCCGGAAUGCUGCAUGGAACUUCAUGCAAAGACACGCCGUGCCUAGCGUCUUCAUUUCAAACGACGAGGUCCACCAUCAACCUAAUGCGAUAUGGGAUGACAUGAUCAGCCAGCACGCUAUCCACAUCUGCGUGGAGUCUUCUGACCGGGCCAUGCCUUCUAUCAAGCUCCCAAUCGACCUGACCUCAUUCCUCAACAUCGAUGCUCGCCAGAUGAAUCGAAACCUGGCCUACCUUACCGGCCUUUACGAUCACGCAGACUGGAGGAAGAGCAAGUGUGACUCUAACACCAUGAGCAAGACUGUUCAUCGUGCUUGGCGCCGCGCUGUCGAGAUCGUGGAAGAUAUCGACCUAUGGGUCGUGGGCCAGACCACGUUUCUGGUCCUCAGCGUCAUCGCCACAGCACUGCUCUCCAACUACUUCUUGGCAGGAGUUUCAAACACACCAGCACUUUCCACAGUCUCUUCUACCACAGCUAGUACACUGUCACCCUUGACCUCGACAGUACUGUCGACUUCGACUUCGACAAUCAACCUAUCCACCACAACGAUUCGGGUGGCUCAAAAAGCGUCGGCAACUAGCAACACGGCUGUUGCACCGUUCGCAGAGCUUGCCGACUUCAUUGCAGACAAAUUUCCUGACAAAGCCUACGUAUGCUCGGCGGAGAAGGUCAGCCGCAAUGAGAUUCUGAUCAAAAUCCCCUCUGGCACGAAAACAUCAUGGCUUGCCAAAGAUUCGAUCACUAUCGAUGUCCUCAAGGGCGAGAGGUCUAUUAAGACCAGAUUCUCUUCGACCGACGAGGGAAUCUUGAUUGAAAUCCCAAAGUCGGAAGCGCAUGGCAUCCUCACUAUUGCGGUCAAUACAACUCGAAAGCCCAAGGUCAAUGAGACCUUUGUGGUCGACCUUGGAAAGACCGUCCUCGAGCGUUGUCUUGGAUAUGGCAAGGCGGUGGCUUCCCAUGUCCUUGAUACAGCAAACAGUGUCGCACAUCAGGCAGAGGAGCGAGCCUUCGACCUCUCAAGCCUCAACUUCCUGAGCUUGGACACUAUCGUAGCGGAUGCCAGAGGGUUGUCUACCCGCAUCACCGCGAGGGCUGCAAACGCUGCGAAUGCCAUCGUCAAGGGAUCUGCAGAGCUAUCUGAGAACCUGCAGAGCCUGAGAAAUCCGCAGCGAUUGCAAGAGUUUAGAGACCGAGCGAACAUUGUGUUCACGAAGGCCCAGCUCCAAUCUCGGCUCCUGGCGUUGAAGGUCUUGCAAAAGACGGAAGAGCAUAAGGUCUACUUGGACAAGGCCAAGAAGCACAUGGAAAAACUGCGGUUGACAGCGACGGAGGCCCACAACCAACGUCUGGAUAAGGAGAAGAAGGAGAUGCGAGCUCGUCGGAAGAGAGAGCGCCUGGCGGCUAGAUGUCAAACAGGCUCCGGCUUUUCUAGAUGGACGCAGCAGUGCCGACAGCAAGGAUGAGUCUGAUUUUACACGCAAGUAUGGAGAUACCUUGGAGGCCAGUUAGGGACAAGGACUGGAAGGAACUGGAGUUAUCGGUAUGGGUUCUGUAAUGGCUGUCUCAACUUUUUUUGCUUCAUUCGCCCUUCAAUGUUUAGUUAUUCACACCGCUCUCCCCACUCUUCCCACAUAUUGUUCGCAGUUGCGACGGCGACGUGAGGCAGGUCAGGGAAAGCUCCGCCGCGUUCCCGAGUAUCUAGUCGCUUUGAGGCGGCUACAGUAUUUAUGAAUGGAUGGACAGCAAUGAUAGACUACGAGCAGGCUUCUGCAAUGAUAGACUAC
This is a messenger RNA of Colletotrichum scovillei, 3875 nucleotides long. RefSeq lists its product as uncharacterized. NCBI's taxonomy places the organism in Eukaryota, Fungi, Ascomycota, Sordariomycetes, Glomerellales, Glomerellaceae. The transcript has a single exon. The coding region runs from base 1131 to 3554 and encodes 807 amino acids. The record is from RefSeq and is a predicted model, not a curated record.